CCUCCAUCCCCAACUGGACGGUGAGAGUCUGGCUCAAUGCUCGCUCAAUUUCGGUUUUGAAUUUAACUUCUCUAUUCCCCCCUCUCCCUCCUCCUUCCUUCUUUUCCUCCCUUUCUUCUUUCCCUCCCAUCCUUCUUCCAGGUGCUCGCAUCCCACACUCCUUUGUCGAUUGCUUGUUUCAGGUUGAGAGCUUCAUUAUUGUGUUGCUCUUGUCACUCCUUAUUCACUUGAACUGCCUAUCACUCUUUCAACUGCGUGUGCCCUGGUCUCGAUUGUUGAUACAACUUAAACCACCAGUGAUACCCUCAUCCCGCAUCUCUUUCCAUAUCCAAAAAAAGAAAACCCUUCCCAAGAACACUAUCCAUCAAUCUUCGCAAUGCAGCUCAAGAACUCCCUGCUUCUGUUGACCGCCUUGACGGCUGGUUCUUCUGUCGCUCGCAUGCACGGCCAUGAGCGCCGCCACCAUCACCACGAGAAGCGCAACGCCGGUGACGAGGUCUACGCCGUCAUCGAUGGUGUCCUCCAGUCCUGGGUGAACGACUGGUCUGGCUCUGCCACGGCCGCCGUUGAGGAAAAGAAGGCUGCCGCUACCGUUGCCGCUUCUGCCACCGUCGAGGUCAGCGCUAACGUCGGUGCAUCUGCUACCGCUGUCGCCAGCGCUGCUGCCACUGCCUCGAGCUCUGCCUCGAGCUCCGACUCGGUUGUCUCCUCCGCCGACGGCACCUGCAAGUCCUGGUCUGCGACCUCGUCGAGCUACUCCCGCGCCGGCUUCGGUGCCAAGUCCAACGCCAAGCGCACCACCGAUGCCAUCUACUACGCCGGCAACGUCGGCUCCCCAUGGGGUAGCAACAUCAUUGAGGUCAGCGAGGACAAGGCCUGUCUCUACCAGUACGUCGUCCGCUUCGAGGGCAGCUCGGAGGACGACUGGAUCGUCAAGUUCUGGAACAAAGUUGGUCCCAACGGUGGCCUGAACGGCUGGUACGGCAACUCGGCCCUGACCUUCAAGAUCAAGGCCGGUGAGACCCGCUACGUCGCCUUCGACUCCGACUCCCAGGGUGGUUGGGGUGCUUCCAAGGGCGACACUCUUCCCACUGACGAGUUUGGCGGUUACUCUUGCACCUGGGGUGAAUUCGACUUCGGCAACACCAGCAACAACGGCUGGUCCGGCUGGGAUGUGUCGGCCAUCCAGGCUCAGAACGCUGGCCACGAAGUCCAGGGUAUGAGAAUCUGCGAGCACACCGGUGACAAGUGCUCCACCAUCACCAACGCCCUCGGCUCCGUGAUCAACGCUUACACUUCCAACCUUGCCGAUGAGGACGGCAUUGGCGGCAACUCCAACGCUGAGUCCGUCCGUCUGACUGUCGACCUCGACUACAACUAGAUCUUUCCCCCUUCGUGAUAUGAUUUUGUUUUCCUUCUUUCUCAGAUUCCCCUUAUGGUUUCCGUUGGCUGGGUUGGAAAUUCUAUCAACGUGUGUGCUUUGCCGUGAACUACUGUGAACACCAAUCCAACACCAUCUCUCUCAGUUUCGAGUGUACAUACCUACAAAUACCAUCGUAUCUAUUCUAUGAUUGGAC
This is a messenger RNA of Aspergillus homomorphus CBS 101889, 1577 nucleotides long. It is a transcript of the gene aspf4, whose product is annotated as allergen Asp F4. The record is from RefSeq and is a predicted model, not a curated record. The transcript has a single exon. NCBI's taxonomy places the organism in Eukaryota, Fungi, Ascomycota, Eurotiomycetes, Eurotiales, Aspergillaceae. Bases 377 to 1381 code for a protein of 334 amino acids. Gene Ontology annotation, molecular function: IgE binding. Gene Ontology annotation, cellular component: extracellular region.